Glarea lozoyensis ATCC 20868 is the source of this 2004-nucleotide messenger RNA. RefSeq lists its product as uncharacterized. Gene Ontology annotation, cellular component: GARP complex. The record is from RefSeq and is a predicted model, not a curated record. The transcript has 3 exons. Lineage: Eukaryota; Fungi; Ascomycota; Leotiomycetes; Helotiales; Helotiaceae. Gene Ontology annotation, biological process: endocytic recycling; retrograde transport, endosome to Golgi; Golgi to vacuole transport. Gene Ontology annotation, molecular function: syntaxin binding. The coding region runs from base 1 to 2004 and encodes 667 amino acids.
AUGUGGCUCGACCGAUUAUCAGGGCACUCAACGCCUGCAGCAACACCUCUAGCAUCUUCGUCCUCGUCGACGAAGAGAUCAUACUCCCCAGGCGCCCGCCGAUCGAGCAAUCUCGCCCCUCCCACCUCGGGGCCGCGGCCUGGGUUUUCUCCCCGUUCCUCGUCGCUCUCCUUGCCUUCCAAUGAUUCCACCACCUCGCUGCUCUCGUCUUCCCGGAGACCCAAUGGGUCUGGUCUAAAACAUUCAGCUGCUACCGUAGAUAUACCCAAUCCGCUCGAGGUCUUGGAGAAGCUUGUUGGGUCUGGGAUUCAAUCCGAGCCUGUCGAGUUUGAAGGGGAUGAUGAAGAAUAUGGCGAUUUUGAGUUGGACCUGGACUUUGAAGGCUUGACUUUGCACGAAAUCGCAAGUGGGAGAUCGAGUCCGGGUGAUCAUGGACGGGAAUUCGCUACGCAAUCGGUAGAAGAAUUUGAGAGAGAGAAAAGCAAAUUCGAAGAACUCCACAAAUCAAUACAAGCUUGUGAUGAUGUGUUAAAUACAGUCGAACUGAACCUGACCAGCUUUCAAAAUGAUCUGGCUGCUGUUUCUAUGGAAAUCGAGACUCUUCAGGCGCGGUCGACUGCCCUGAGUUUUCGACUGGAGAAUAGGAAGGUGGUAGAAAAUGGGCUGGGUCCCAUUGUGGAGGAGAUCAGCGUAUCUCCCGCCGUAGUCCGAAAGAUUGUAGAUGGAGCGAUUGACGAAGCGUGGGUGAGAGCUUUGGCUGAAGUUGAGAAACGAUCUAAAGCUUUAGAUACAAAAUCAAACGAGCAUAGAAACAUUAAGGGAAUCGCCGAUUUGCGGCCUCUAUUGGACAAUCUCGUAAAGAAGGCACUUGAACGCAUCAGAGACUUUCUGGUAACACAAAUCAAAGCACUUCGGUCUCCUAAUAUCAAUGCUCAGAUAAUUCAACAGCAGCACUUCAUUAGGUACAAAGAUCUAUAUGGCUUUCUUCACAGACACCAUCCCAAGCUCGCAGAAGAGAUUAGUCGGGCGUACAUGAAUACGAUGCGGUGGUACUUUCUGAAUCAAUUCACACGAUAUCAGAAAGCUCUGGACAAGGUCAAGCUCCAUGUACUGGAUAAAAAUGAUGUUCUUGGCCAAGAUGAUGGCACACGCAAAACAACCCUUUUGUCUAGCUCGAAAGCUACCGGGCCUCCUCAUGAUGCAUUCAACCUUGGUCGCAGGAUUGACUUGCUCAAGUCAUCAAAUCAAACUGCGAUUUCUUCGUUUUUAGCAGAGGAGGACAAGUCUACGCAUUAUCUAGAGUUUCCAUUUCGCAAUUUCAGUCUAGCUCUAGUUGAUAAUGCAUCAGCAGAAUAUUCCUUCCUCACCACAUUCUUCACGCCAGCAUUAACAUUCGCAACUAUUUCGCGGCAUUUUAACUACAUAUUCGAACCAACAUUUGCUCUUGGUCAAGCCAUGACGAAGUCUCUUGUUCAUGAAACCUAUGAUUGCCUAGGGUUGUUGUUGUGCGUAAGGAUUAAUCAACAUCUCGCUUUUGAACUGCAGCGCCGCAAGAUUCCAGCUGUUGACAACUAUAUCAACGCAACUAGGAUGGUCAUGUGGCCUCGGUUCCAGAUGGUGAUGGAUCAACAUUGUGAGUCGGUGAGGACGGUCACCAACAGCAUUUCCACACGCAAGCCGUCCGCAUCAGAACAAGCGAAACAAUCAGCUGCUCCCCAUUUCAUGACACAAAGAUUCGGACAAUUCAUGCAGAGCAUCUUAGCUCUGAGUACCGAGGCGGGAGACGACGAGCCCGUUUCGACAAGUCUAAUUAGGCUUCGUAGCGAAAUUGAGGCUUUCCUCACCAAAACAAGCAAAGUGUUUGGAGAUGCCCGAAAAAGAGAGAGAUUCCUCUAUAAUAACUACUCCUUGAUUGCCACAAUAAUUGGAGACCUCGAUGGGAAAUUGGCAAUCGAACAACAGGAACACUUCGAAAGUCUAAAGACUGCAUUUGCGGGUAGGUAG